This is a messenger RNA of Microtus oregoni (creeping vole), 1763 nucleotides long. It is a transcript of the gene Cd96, whose product is annotated as CD96 molecule. Bases 99 to 1637 code for a protein of 512 amino acids. NCBI's taxonomy places the organism in Eukaryota, Metazoa, Chordata, Mammalia, Rodentia, Cricetidae. The record is from RefSeq and is a predicted model, not a curated record. Gene Ontology annotation, biological process: cell-matrix adhesion; inflammatory response. The transcript has 12 exons.
UUGAGCACGAAUAGGGUGACGAGCGUUUGCUUAGCUAGAGACAUCCACUGACUUCUGAGAUCAUUACAGAAAUGCUGAUGUGAGCUCUUCGGGAGACAAUGGGGAGAAAAUGGACAUACUGUGCGGUUUACUCCAUCAUCCAGAUACAAUUUUUCAGGGGCAUAUGGGAAGAAAGAGUCAACGCGGGAGAAACCAUAUAUUCUUCACCUGGAUCUGACGUCAACUUGACCUGCCAAACAACAAAGGAGAAAGAAUUCUUGGUACAGGCACAGUGGUCUAAGGUCACUGAUAAAAACGAUCCCAUCGUGGUUUUUCACCCUCAGUACGGCUUCCACUAUGCUCAGGGGCAUGCCCGUGGGGCACAGGUGGCUUUUAUCAAUAUUCAGAGGAAUGUAACAGAAUGGACUCUGUCCUUAAAGAAUACCUCUGCCACCUUCAGUGGACAGUAUGAGUGCAGCUUUACUGUGUAUCCAGAAGGUAUCCAGACUACCGUCUACAACCUCAUUGUGGCACCUUUUACACAAGAGGAACACAACUAUACAAUAGAAACAGAGACGAAUUGGACUCUGGAAAUACCAUGCUUUCAAAAUACCUCCUCAGAAAUUUCACCUGGGUUCACCUUUUCAUGGUUGGUGGAGAAAGAUGGAGUCCAGGAAGUUCUCCUCACCCACGAUGACCACAUCUGCAAUUCCACAUCAUUUAAAGGCAGAGUCAAGCUGGGGGCAGACUUUGGACUCCACCUCUCCCCGGUCCAAAUCCAAGAUGACGGCUUGACAUUCUCUUGCCAGCUGAGAGUCACUCCUCUUGAAGUCUGGAAGACCUCCACUACAGUCAAGGUUUUUGCUAAGCCAGAAAUCCUCAUGAUGAUGGAAAACGGCACCAUGGAUGUCUUAGGAGAGAGAGUAUUUACCUGCCUACUGAAGAAGGUGUUCCCCAGAGCAAACAUCACCUGGUUAAUAGACGGAAGAUUUCUUCAAGGCAAUGAAGAAGGAAUAUACAUUACGAAUGAUAAGAAGACUGACAGAAGUGGAUUUUGGGAAGUAAAGUCAGUUUUAACAAGGAUGCAUGGUAACAGACCAGCACAAUCAAACAACGUGACAGUUCAGUGUAUGGCUCUGUCCCCUGGCCCCAGAAACAAAAUGUGGAAUAUCUCAUCACAGGCCAUCAUGCUUCCCUCGGCCAGCAAUUCCAGCAUGACGACUAAAGGCCUCAACUAUGUCCAGACAUCCAGUGGAACAGACAGCAAAAACUCAGAUUCAUUGAUACCCAGUGAGAUUCACACUUCAGUCCCCUCAGAAGCAAGCUUGGCUCCACACGAUGUCAUCUCUAGCACAACCAAAGGAUUUCCAGAUGUCGCUACAACGGCAAGAGGAAUGACUAAAAAUGACCACAACUAUAUCACCAGUAUCACUGUUAAUAAGCCCAGAGAUGGAAUGUCUUGGCCUGUGGUUGUAGCAGCUUUGCUCCUUUUCUGUGCAAUAUUGUUCAUGCUAGGAGUAAGAAAAUGGUGUCAGUAUCAAAAAGAAAUCAUGGAAAGACCCCCACCUUUCAAGCCACCACCGCCUCCCAUCAAGUACACGUGCAUUCAAGAGUCCACUGGACAUGACCUGCCCUGUCAUGAGAUGGAGACACUCUGAGCUUCUGAGGUUUGCCAUGCAGUAGAGCGUUUCUGCCAUCCUAUUGAAAGCUAGAUAUUGUUCUGUAUUACUGUCAUCACCAGCCAGCUGAGCCUCGGCUGCAGCUCAAAUGACUGUGGGAAAUAA